This is a messenger RNA of Nasonia vitripennis (jewel wasp), 9679 nucleotides long. RefSeq names its product tyrosine-protein phosphatase Lar (gene Lar). Gene Ontology annotation, biological process: protein dephosphorylation. The record is from RefSeq and is a predicted model, not a curated record. The transcript has 32 exons. Gene Ontology annotation, molecular function: protein tyrosine phosphatase activity; protein binding. The coding region runs from base 1014 to 7196 and encodes 2060 amino acids. Lineage: Eukaryota; Metazoa; Arthropoda; Insecta; Hymenoptera; Pteromalidae.
GCGGAGUUGCCGGCUUGCUCAGUUUGCUCCGACGCCUCAAGCCCUGCAAGAGCUCGUGCUGAGAGAGCAUCGCGACGCGUCUCGGAUUUCACACUCGCUCUCGGAGCGCGUGCGAAUUUCACACACGCGUGUGUGCGCUUAUUAUAUACUAAACACGAUUCUACAUUCGACUAUACUUAGUAUCGCAGUCGAGCUGUGCUUUUCCGGAGAGAAGGAUGUGAAUUGGAGACUCGGGAGAUAGCGAGAAGUUGACGAUGCCGGCGUAGUGAGAGAGAGAGAGAGAGAGAGAGAGAGAGAGAGAGAGAGAGAGAGAGAGAUAGAGAGAGAGCAGCUAUAACCGAUCGUCCCCCCCUGCAUUUGGGCAUCUUUUUUCUUCGUCCGCGUCGACGAGAAGAAAUAUACGCUGUGCGGGUGCUCUCUACUGCUGACUUCGCGUGCUUUUGUAGGUUAUGAGAGAGAGCGGUAGAACCGGUAAACAGUGUUACUUUUUUGCGUGUUGACGUGGUGCCGGUGUUGCUAAAAAGUGCUGUUCUAUAGUGCAAGUUCCAGGAGCAUCGUUCUCUCCACUUCUCGGAAUCGCGCAGUUUUCUCAGUCAGGUACGUUGGACGUCUACGACUCUCAUUUCUCACAGCGUACCGCUGCAGCUGCGCUGUUAUACUGGGUGUAUGCGUGCGAGAACUGCCUUGGAAUUUGACGGGCAACCGGUUUGGAAAGGGGGAGCGUAAAGAGCGAGAGAGAGAGAGAGAGAGAGAAAUACUUCGUCGCUGCACAGCCGGGGACACACAAAUCGGCGAGAACGAGGCGUAUCAAACUAAUUGGAAGCUCAACGUAAUUUAAUACAGAAAGCAUCAUUCGCCAGAUGGCUUCCCGUCGGCAUUGAUGUAGAAUCCACUCCCACGAAUCUUCUAUAUAUCGUAGCUCUCAACAGAGGCGAUUUCGAGAGAAAAAAAUUGCGAAUCCACGACGACUGGUGCCGGGAGUGCUGUGAAAGAGGGGGUGGUGAUAAGAAAGAAUGAGAGAUAGGGCUGUCACUAUGACUCCCAUCUUCCUUGUUCUGUUGGUGGUGAUCGACCCUCUAAUCGCGCAGGAUAGUGAGAACAACAGCAAUUCAGGAUUCAUCACGUACCUGUCAAGUCCGCCGAGGUUCAUCCAGAAGCCGCAGUCGCAGAUGGUGAAGAAUGGCGGCAUCGCGAGCUUCUUCUGCAGCGCCUCGGGCUCACCUCCGCCUCAGAUAUUCUGGCGCAAGAACAACAAGAAAAUCAUGUCGACGAACCAGUCGAAUCGAUUCAUGGUCUAUCCAUACGAGAACGGCACCUUGCUGCGAAUCGAGCCAGUGAGAUCGAACCGUGACGCCAUCGCGUACGAGUGCCUGGCCGAGAACGGAGUCGGCGAUGCAGUAUCGGCAACCGCGAGCCUCACCAUUUACGAAGUCGACAAGCUGCCGAAAGGCUUCCCGAUGAUCACCCAAGCGCCGACGACGAAGGUCGUGGAAAAGGGUCACAACGCCCAGCUCUCGUGUUCGGCGAUGGGUUCACCUAUGCCGAUCAUCUCCUGGAUGAGAAAUCAACUGCCCAUCGACACGUCGAAUCCGCGAUACGUCGUUCUCGAAUCUGGAGCGCUGCAGAUCACGGACUCCGAUCCCGACGACCAAGGCAAGUACGAGUGCGUGGCGACCAACAGUGUGGGCACCGAGUACUCGAAAUCCACCCAGCUUUACGUCAAAAUACGACGAGUAUUGCCGCACUUCUCGCGGCAGCCCGAUCCCGUGGUCGAGGUGACGUUAGGCGAGUCGACGAACCUGACGUGUGUCGCGUACGGUUCGCCGAUGCCUUACGUCAAGUGGCGCAAAGAACCGGCCACCGAUCUCACGCCUGACAAUCAGAUGCCACCGAUCGGUAAGAACGUGCUGCACCUCAAGAACGUCCACGAGUCGGCCAAUUACACCUGCAUAGCUCAAAGCGAUCUGGGCGUCAUCAACACCACGACCUACGUCAAAGUUCGCUCUUUGCCUCUGGCUCCGGAGAACGUGCAAGUAUCGGAGAUAACGGCGACUUCGGUGAAGCUCACCUGGUCCUACAAGGGGCCGGAGUCGCUCGCUUAUUACGUGAUCCAGCACAAGCCGAAGCACGCCCACCAGGCGUAUGCCGAGAUAUCGGGCAUAACGACGAUGUACUACAUGGUGCGGAGCCUCAGCCCUUACACCGAGUACGAGUUCUUCGUCAUCGCAGUCAACGACAUCGGACGUGGACCGCCAAGCUCACCAGUGGUCGUUACCACUGGCGAAACCACGGAAUCAACAAAUGGAGGUGCCAAACCUGGUAGCGCACCUAGACGAGUACAGGUUCGCCCUCUGAGUUCGACCACCGCGUUGAUCCAGUGGGACGAGCCGGAGACACCCAACGGACAAGUGACGGGCUACAAGGUCUACUACACGACGGACUCGGGCCAGCCGAUGUCGAAUUGGCAGUUCCAGACGGUGGACAACAACCAGCUAACCACGAUCUCGGAUCUGACGGCCCACGCUAUCUACACGAUUCGCGUUCAAGCACUCACGAGCGUUGGCCCGGGACCACUGAGUUCCCCCGUGCAAAUAAAGACGCAGCAGGGAGUACCGAGUCAGCCUGAAAUGCUGCAGGCCGUCGAGGUCGGCGAGAACAAGGUCACGCUCAAGUGGAACAAACCGUCCAUCAGCGCGGAAAACAUACUCAGCUACGAGCUGUACUGGAACGACACGUACGCGCAGGAAAAGCACCACCGCAAAAUUCCGGUAGCGGAGAAUUACACGCUGACGAAUCUCUAUCCAAACACGUUGUACUACGUGUGGCUGGCUGCGCGCAGCCAGCGCGGCGAAGGUGCGACGACGAUACCACUACCAGUACGCACGGAACAGUAUGUCCCCGGGGCUCCGCCUCGCAAUGUAACCGGCCUACCGACCAGUCCGACGUCCAUACUGGUCAAAUGGGAGCCUCCGCCAGUCGAGCGCUCCAACGGCCGGAUCGUUUACUACAAGCUGCAUUACGUGGAGAACGGCCGCUCGGACUCCGAGUCGUCGAUUGUAACGCUGAACGGCACGGAAUUCGUGCUCGACGAGCUGAAAAAAUGGACCGAGUAUAGGAUCUGGGUGGUGGCUGGCACAAGCGUCGGCGACGGCCCGCCUAGCUACCCCAUUACAGUUCGAACUCACGAAGACGCUGUUGAAAUACCGGGUGAUCCUCAGAACGUGAAGGCUACGCCGAUUAACGCGACGGCGAUAUACGUGGAGUGGGAGCCACCGAAAUCCAAAGAGCGCAAUGGCAUCAUUCGAGGCUAUCACGUUCACGUGCAGGAGGUUAGCGAGGAGACAAAGAACCAGUUGAACGACCCGAUACGAAGCAUAAGUCUCGAGGAAGACGUGCUGCACGUAAACAUAAGCGGCUUGCAGCCGGACACUCGCUACGACGUCCAAGUGGCUGCUCUGACUCGUAAAGGCGACGGCGCACGCUCGAUCCCGGUCAGUGUGAAAACUCCCGGUGGCGUCCCCAGCAGACCCUCGUUGAUCAUCAAAACCAUAAGCCGAGAAGACCCGAUCGAGAUGCAGCUUGACUGGACGAGACCUACCCAGACUUACGGCCAGAUCCUGGGCUACAGGAUACGAUACGGUAUCAUCAAUCAGACCCUCAAGGAGGUCUUCCUCGAGGGCGACAGCGUCCACAGCUACAGGAUCAAGGAUCUUGAGGAACGAGGGGUGGACUACGAGUUCCGAGUGGCUGGCAAGAACGAGGUGGGUUUCGGCCAGGAGCAGGUGCGCAACUGGUUCUCUCAAGAGGGUGCGCCUACGGGUCCGCCGACGAACCUGUCCUUCCACUUCCAGACGCCCGAUACCGUCUGUGUCACCUGGGACCCGCCGCAGCAGAAGUUCAGAAACGGAAAGAUCGUCUCCUACAACGUGCAGUUCCACAAGAAGAGCGACCACACUAGCGAGGUUACGCGCAACAUCACCAAGACUCGAGCUGUCUUCACGAAUCUCGACGAGAACACCGAGUACGUGUUUCAUGUAAAGGCUUACACAUCCCGCGGCGGCGGCCCGUAUUCUGAGAAGAUUACCAUACUCACUGACAAGGAUAUCGGCAGGGCGCCCAUGUCUGUCAAAGCUAUCGCUACAUCGGAUUCCAGCGCCGAGGUUUGGUGGGAGCCGGUGCCGAACCGCGGCAAGAUAAUCGGCUACGAGAUCUUCUACACGAUGACAGCCGUUGAGGAUCUCGAUGAGUGGAAGAACAAGAGCGUCGGGCUGACCGAGUCAGCGGACCUCAUGAAUCUGGAGAAGUAUGCACAGUACGCGGUGGCGGUGGCCGCUCGCUACAAAAACACAGCCAACGGCCAGAAUAGCCUGGGUCGUCUGAGCGAUAAGGCGACAGUGAAAGUCUGGCCAGAGGAAGUGCCCCUCGAGCUGCAAGCUCCUGAGGUCUCGACCCACUCAAUGAUGCUCCGUUGGAAGCCGCCCAUCCGUCUCAACCCGGCCAACUACCAGGUGAGCUUCGACGCCGUCAAGGAGUUCGUCGACUCGCAGGGCAUUACCCAGACUCAGGUGAUCCCGAAGAAGGUCAUUCUUCUCGACGCCCAGAUCCUCGAGGCCAAGAUUACAGAGCUGCAACCGUUCACCACAUACAACGUGAACGUUAGCGCGGUUCCACCAAACAACGAGUACCGACCGCCUUCUCGGAUCACCGUCACCACGCAGAUGGCCGCGCCCAAGCCGAUGGUCGGACCUGCCUUCUACGGCGUCGUCAAGGGCGAGGAGAUCCAGGUUAUCCUGCCACAAGCCUCCGAGGAGUACGGACCCAUAUCGCACUACUACCUCAUCGUCGUGCCCGAGUCGACCGAGACCAUGAACAAGAAUCCCGAUGAAUUCACCGAGGAUCUCAUCGUCGGGAAGAACGCCAAGGACGACGACGAAAAUAAGCCUUAUAUCACCGCCAAGUUCCCCCACAGGGACAUACCCUACACCUUCCAUCUCGGUGACGGUGGAAGCUACGAGGGCUACAUCAAUAGAAAGCUGGAGAAGGAUAAGAAGUACAGGAUAUUCGUGAGGGCCAUUGUCGAUACUCCGAGAAAGCAUCUGUAUACGUCGUCGCCGUUCUCCGAAUACCUGUCCCUGGACAUGAGGGAACCUCCCCCAGGCGAUCCACCACGUCGUCCAAACCCCGACGCGCCGAUCGACGGUAAUCCAGAAGUAUCGGUCGAUAUUAGCGGCCAGGAGCCGGGUAUGGUAUGGGUCGUGGGCCCCAUUAUCGCAGCACUGAUGGUCAGCGUUUGUUUGGUCCUGUUAUUUGUUAUCAAAAAACGCAGACAGCCGUGCAAGGCGCCAGAUCAGACCGCGGUCACGCGUCCGCUCAUGUCUGCCGACAUAAGCUCGAAUCAUGCUCCGUCCGAUCCCGUGGAGAUGCGCAGGCUCAACUUCCAGACCCCGGGCAUGAUCUCUCACCCGCCGAUUCCCAUAAGCGAACUGAGCAAUCAUAUCGAGCGACUGAAAGCAAACGACAAUCUCAAGUUCAGCCAGGAGUACGAAUCGAUCGAACCUGGUCAGCAGUUCACCUGGGACCACUCGAACAUGGAGGUCAACACCUCGAAGAACCGCUACGCCAACGUUAUAGCCUACGAUCACUCGCGAGUCAUCCUCCAAACGGUCGAUGGCAUCCCCGGCUCGGACUAUAUAAACGCCAACUACUGCGACGGCUACAGAAAGCAGAACGCAUACGUAGCAACACAGGGUCCUUUACAGGAAACCUUCGCCGAUUUCUGGAGAAUGUGCUGGGAGCUCAGAUCCAGUACGAUUGUCAUGAUGACCAAGCUCGAGGAGAGGACGCGCAUCAAGUGCGAUCAGUACUGGCCGACCCGUGGCACUGAGACCUACGGACAGAUGCAGAUCACGAUAAGUGACGUGCAGGAACUCGCCACUUACUGCAUCCGCACCUUCCAGGUCUGUAGACACGGCUACUCGGAACGUCGCGAGAUCAAGCAGCUCCAGUUCACCGCCUGGCCGGAUCACGGAGUGCCUGAGCACCCGGCGCCAUUCUUGCAAUUCCUGCGCCGUGUGCGUACCCUUAACCCGACUGAUAGCGGCCCUCUGAUUGUCCACUGUAGCGCCGGGGUCGGCCGCACUGGCUGCUUCAUCGUCAUCGACUCGAUGCUCGAGCGCAUCAAGCACGAGAAGACCAUAGACAUCUACGGCCACGUAACGUGUUUGCGAGCACAGCGCAACUACAUGGUUCAGACCGAGGACCAGUACAUCUUCAUUCACGACGCAUUGCUGGAAGCCGUUAUCUGUGGUAACACGGAGGUUCCGGCCAGAAACUUGCAUUCGCACAUACAGAAGCUCAUGCAACCAGAGAUUGACAACAUAACCGGCAUGGAGCUGGAGUUCAAGAAGCUGUCGAACAUCAAGUCUGACUCGACGAGAUUCAUAUCGGCAAAUCUGCCCUGUAACAAGCACAAAAAUCGACUAGUCCACAUUUUGCCUUACGAGUGUACCAGGGUAUGCCUACAGCCCCAAAGAAAUAUCGAGGGCUCGGAUUACAUUAAUGCGAGCCUCAUCGAUGGCUAUCGGUAUCGAAGUGCUUACAUUGCCACUCAAGGCCCGCUGAGCGACACGACCGAUGACUUCUGGCGCAUGCUUUGGGAGCACAAUUCGACGAUCGUUGUUAUGCUGACCAAGCUGAAGGAGAUGGGUCGCGAAAAGUGUCACCUCUACUGGCCGUCUGACCGUACGAUUCGCUACCAGUGCUUCGUCGUCGAUCCGAUCGCCGAGUACAACAUGCCCCAGUACAUACUUCGCGAGUUUAAGGUGACCGAUGCGCGCGACGGCUCAAGCCGCACGGUGCGACAGUUCCAGUUCAUCGACUGGCCAGAGCAGGGUGUGCCCAAGUCUGUCGAUGGAUUCAUCGACUUUAUUGGUCAGGUGCACAAGACGAAGGAGCAGUUCGGCCAGGAUGGUCCGAUUACGGUGCACUGUAGCGCUGGCGUUGGCAGAACUGGCGUAUUCAUUACGCUCAGCAUCGUUCUCGAGAGAAUGCAGUACGAGGGUGUCGUCGACAUUUUCCAGACCGUGAGAAUACUGCGCACCCAGCGUCCAGCUAUGGUUCAGACCGAGGAUCAAUACCAGUUCUGCUACCGCGCGAGUUUGGAGUACUUGGGGUCAUUCGAUCACUACGCCAACUGACAGCCAGAAAAUCGCGAGCUGAGGGAACCUGCCAGGGAUCGCAACGAUCGCCCGAGGAGUCGCGACCACACGAUCGAACGGGCAGCCAAGGUGCGCAAGGUCUAGUGGUACGACGAGUCGUCGUCUCCGCCGCUACGCCGACGUCAUUACCAUCGUCCACCACCGUCAUCGGGUUUCUCUGCGAGCGAAUUCGACGAGUCUUAAUUGCGUAUCGUUAACAAAAGUAGUCCAACAGUUUUUGAAGCAAAGGGUAAAUAGAAAAACAUUGCAAAUAUAUCCUUGCGGAUAAUGCAUUAGUGUAAAGUACGUUAGAGGGGAUGUCUUACCGAUCCCUUCGGUAAUAAUAGCGCGCGAAAUUAUCGCCAAUUCGACGAUGUAAACAAGAGCUUUACUUACUGUUUCACUCAUAUGCACAUCGCGCAAAUCCUCGAAGUUUAAGGUUCUCUCGUGUACGAACCUUGCGCAUCGAAGCAAGUUAGCGUUUAAGUAAGACAAUGAAUUCUCUGCAAUUCCAGUACAUAUCUCAAACGUAGCAGAAAAAAGUAAACGUGAAAAAAAGUUUACAGAUUUUUUUGGAAUUUAUACGUACCUUUUUCGAGACCCCUUUACGAACAUUCCUACCUUAUACAAGUAGACUUCUAGAAACGUAGUUUUACGUAACGACCAUAUCGUUUUUAUGCUAUAAAACCCAAGAGUGGGUUCGAUACCAGAAGCAAUUAAGCACUUGAGUGAAAUUUUAUUUCUAAAUUUAAAUGAUUGAAAUUAUGAGUCAAGAAUAGUAUAUUGUUCUUUUACGUAACGCAUUCUCGAGUCAGGGUCAACAUUUAUGAUCUCGAGAAAGUUAUGUAAAAUUAUAAUUUAUCUGUUCAGCGUUUCUUGUUGAAUGAGAAUUUAAUUUUAGAAUGAAAUUUCUGUAUGUGGAACCAGACCUGCGCUAAAUGAUGGGUAUCGCGUGCCUUCCUUAGUAACUUGGUCUUGAGCUACAAAGGCACCGGCUCAUUUCGUCGGUCAAACUACCCUCGCAAUUGUAAUCGUCAACGCCAAUACAAAUGACGUAAUUCCAAAAAAAUACUGUUACCAUCCAAUUGAAUGACGUUCAAAAAAAAGUAUAAUUUCUCAUGAAGUAUAAAAGAAAAAGGUUAUACGCAAGUUUACUUGUGGACAAUGAAUGAAACACGAUGUCAUACUGCCAAAUCGACAAUUAUUAACAAAAAGAAAAAAUGCUAUACCCAUUAUUAAAGAUAGAGAACCCCCUCAAUACCUAACGUAACAUCAUUUUUAGUGUGUAAGUAAUCAUUGUAAUUUUAGCCAGUUAAGUGAAGAGCCAUUAGGAAUGUGUGGCGAAAAUAAGAUGAAAUAAUGAAAUUGCGUGCGAUUGUGCAAAGAAUUAGACGCCAUCGCGUUCCGCUCGAUUAUUUAGUUGAGUAGCGGAAAGCGAGUGCGCGCAAAUUUGUGUGAAUAAGUAAUGAAUCUUAACGGAUAGUGGCACUGAAUGUUGAAAUCACGGAUGGUUGUUGUCCCGUGGCUUUCGUCGUCCACCGUCACAUGUACAAAGUAUAAAUGCUUCUUCGUUCAUAGGUCAUUUCACAUUCUUUUGGAUAAUUUUAUCCAUAUAUAAAGAAUCAGUCCUUUAUUGGCUUGAAAUGUAUUAUACAACUAUCCAGAAAAAAGUCUAGUAUAUUUAUUAUGUUUAUGUGUAAAUAUGUGUAAUUAAAGUUAAUGUAAAAAUUAGUUUGAAGUUGAAUUUAAGAAAUUAAAGAUUAAUUUCGUUUGUAAAAACUUCUUUUAUCUGUUAUAUGGACUUACAUGUACUUAUUUCUAUUUCAUGAAAAGACACUCAAAUAUGUCUUGAAAAAUUGUCAGUUAAUGUUAUACAUGCAUGGGUAUACCAAGUCGUACAUAAUGUUGAAUGUACUUAUUUUAAUUUUACCUUCACACUGACUUGACAUACUGUUAAAUGUUAUAUGCACUUUUUUCUGGAUAUGUGCUAAACGUCUAAACAUUUUCAGAUUACUCUAUUAGAAAAAAAAUGAAAAUUUUGAUCGAAGAUGCAAUAUUGAUCAAUAUGUAUAUGUACGAUUUGUUUUUGUAAAAAAAUCACUUUUGUCUUUGAAGACAAUAAGCUUGAAGAAUUUAACACUUUAUGACUUUUAUGGUAUGAUGUGAUUGAACGCAACCUAAGUAAUAUUAAGAAGCAAUAAAAAAAUUGAUUGGAAUAUCUUUUGAAAUGUCACAAUGAACUGCAAUAAAAAAAAAUUACAUUCCAUGAAAUAUAUUAAACAAUAGGAACGAUUACCAUAUCAUUUAUUUUGUACAACAUAAUAAGAAACUGAUAGUAUUUAUUAAAAUUGUAUUAUUAAGGCCGCUCGUGUAAGACCUUGAAGUAAUCUUAGUUAAUGAAAAUUUACUUGUGAAAUGCGUUUAGUCAUAUUGUCGCACUAUGAGUAUGCGGAAUAAGAAUAAAGAAGAAGCGGACGCGAAAA